Microdochium trichocladiopsis is the source of this 5223-nucleotide messenger RNA. RefSeq lists its product as uncharacterized. Lineage: Eukaryota; Fungi; Ascomycota; Sordariomycetes; Xylariales; Microdochiaceae. The record is from RefSeq and is a predicted model, not a curated record. The transcript has 2 exons. Gene Ontology annotation, molecular function: guanyl-nucleotide exchange factor activity. The coding region runs from base 179 to 4750 and encodes 1523 amino acids. Gene Ontology annotation, biological process: regulation of ARF protein signal transduction.
CAUCCUCGUCGCCGGCAGACAGUACCGGCGGCCAGGCACCGUAUCGACUCGAGUCGUCCUGUUUGCGCCGAGCCAAGCGUUUGCAGCAGCCCGCGGGCCGACCACUGCCCAUCGCCACAUAGCCGCCAUCCCUCGCGUCCUCGUUUGCUCGCGGCCUUGCGGAGACUGAACCGGCACGAUGCCUCACCAACCCGACCUCCCUCUGCGCUCCCACAAGCGGCCAAACGACCUCACAAUCAACACCACGCCCGUUCCUUCUUCCCCAUGGAAGCAGCCGUCCGGGUCCAGCAAGGGGAAACCGCCAUUGUCCAGCCGAUACUACAGGUCUGCCCCAACGUCUGCUCCGCCUCGCGGUCGAGAUUCGGACGAAUCGUUUCUCGACAAUGAGACUCCCAUAGACGUCAACAAGGAAAACGAGCCGUUCUACCGGCGGCAAGGCCAGACAGCCCAGCGUGACUCGCACGACCUGUCUCUGCCGUCCGAGCAGUUCACCCGCGAUUCCCUCGUGGGGAACAUGCUGUCGUCCCUUGACCAGUUCUCACUAGGGCAGAUACACACACCCACCAGGGGCAUGUUCGACGAGACGGAACGAUUCGGAUCACCACGGCGCGAGAACUACACACGGACAAUGGGCAGCACCAUAUCACGACCGCACAUGUCAAACGUGCCAAGCCACAGCUACUCAUAUAGUUCAGAUAUAGAAGGAGGCGACGAUCGUGCAUCUGGACAAUUCUCGCGAGGACGUCGCAGCGAUAGUGCGUCAACCUUUCAGAUGCCUACCGCCAGAUUGAACAGCAUGCGGGACCGCAGCCACCCUGGAACACCUUCGCACAGAGUGCUGCACUCGCGAGGUGGCAAGACCAGCAAAAGCAGCAGCUCCAACAGUAUCGAGGCUGGCUAUGCGCAAAUGUCGACGACGCAACGCUGGGCAAAUGGCAUUGGCGGCCGGGCGGCCAGUUUCGACUCUGGUCAGCAGAGGCCCCCGCUCGCAUCGCCGGCUCCAAGCGCUGCAGGCUGGAAUGCGGAGUACUCAAACACAUUUCUGGUGGAUGACUACGAAGCUGCGCCAACACCAAACGUUCCUGGCGGCCCACGCCGGUCGGCACUACCAAUAGCGCCAAUGGUCGCGCCACCAGCGCCCCCACCCCCUGAAUCGGACCCCAGAGCCAGCGACCGCGAUCGAAAGAAGGGAUCAAGGUCACGCAGCGGUACAGUCAAGAGCAGCGCCAGCAGAGCUGCAUCUUCCUCGAGAUACGGCUCAUCUCACCAACAAGCGAUGCCUCCCCCGCCAGUCCCCCCAAUUGACCUCGACUCGGCUCCAGCGCCGCAUGUCGGCUACGAGAAGUCCAAAGAUGCCAUCCCAUCAGGCACGGCCGCCGCCGCGCCGCCCAAGGAGAAGCGCGGCUUCUUCAGUCGAGUCUUUGGCUCGUCGCGCACACCAUCAGCGAGCAUCGACAGUCCACCGGCGCCGAAUGUUCAGCAGCCAUCAGCCGACAACCUCGACCGGGUCAAUAGCGACAGAUCCCAUCAAUCAGCCGCCGCCAAGGCUCAAUCGGCACCCCCCUCGAGAGACUCGCAUUACCCGCAGCCGACACAUGUAAUACAAAAGAAAUCAUCCUUCUUCCGGAGGAGGAAGAAGUCUUUCACCGAGCCGCCAAUGCCUACACCGCCUAUUCCGGUCAAUAUCGAUGUCUCCUUGUCAAGAGACACUGGCAUUGCGCUGCCAGAGCCGAGCCCAGUCAGCAGCCUUCGGCAGCUCAUGACUCCUUACCUAGACGCUGGUGUAUCGCACGGGGAACGACCAAUGGGUGCAUCAAGGACCGACUCUGAUCUUCAAGAUGAUGAUGAUGCUCGGCGUAGGGUCAGAGGUUUCUCACCAGAUUAUGAGCCCGAUCCGAAGGCUACGAUCCGUACCGUCAAAUCCCACUCCGCGCUCAAGACACGACACUCCAUGGUUUCUUUAGGCCGCAAGGCGAGCAGUGGUAUGCUCGAGACCCCGAGCCGCACGCCGCCAGAGGUGCCCAGAAAAUCUAGCGCCACCGGUGCAGCAGAUGCGACGUUCUUCAACGACAGCAGUGAUGAAGGCGAGGCUACUCCCGAAGCCAGGAGCAAGCGUUUGUCGCGGCAAAAGGACAGCAAGGGUUUACGACGAACGACAACAGACCCGGAAGUCGCCAAAGCUGAGCUUACACCUCGGCCAGUGCCCCCGAACAGCAUCAUAGUGAAUGAGCCCACGCUCCGAGGCAGCCUCAGCUUGCCACUAGAGGGCUCGAGUACGUCUCGUCGCCCAUCGACCUCCACAGACGCAUUGCCUCGUUCCAUGAGCAGCGUGCCCAGUCUCAGGAUUGACAGUGCGCUGCCAAGUCCAAAAAUCACUACUGGCGACCCUCUCGACGAACCAGAGGUGACAAUGGGCGAACCCACCGAGGACGAUCGGCAGAAGGCGCAAGGAAUCUUCGACGGUCUCGAGGAUUUCAUCUCCAAGGAGAAGGCUGCAUCGUGGAUGGGCGAGGAGGGUCUGUUGCGCCAACGUACGUUACGAGCUUACAUGCAGCUCUACAACUUUGAGAAUCUCAGUGUUCUGAGUGGUCUGCGCGAAAUUUGUGGACGUCUUGUCCUCCGUGGGGAGACCCAACAGGUCGAUCGUAUCCUGGUCGCGUUCUCCCAACGUUGGUGUGAAUGCAACCCGAACCAUGGGUUCAAGUCUCAAGACGUCAUCCACACCAUGUGCUAUUCGAUCAUGCUACUAAACACCGACCUCCAUCUCGCCGAUAUCGAGAAUAAGAUGACCCGCAGUCAGUUCAUCAAAAAUACGAUGACUACUAUCACACAGGCAGCCCUCGACUCAGCACCGAAUGCGUUUGAUCGUCGCAGUGUGGUGCAGGGCAAAGACGGCCUCCUCAGUCCGUCUGACCCUGAUGCUCGGCCGUCAACCGACCAGCCAACCAAGCAAAAUUGGAGAGCUUCUUUCCUGCCGCCGCGAUCAGAGUCGCAGAUGGGCAACUAUAAUGACUCCGCUGCCGACGUCGACGUCUGUGGUCCUCUGGUUAAGGCCCCAUUCGAGGGCACGAUGAAAGCGUGGGAGCUGCAAAUGGAGAUUGUCCUCAAGGACAUCUACGCUUCCAUUCGUGACGAGCGUCUGCCUCUCUUUGGCGCCGAGCAGCCCCCGACGCCACAAGCUCAGAGCCAGUCGCAAUCGACGCUGUCAGUCAUGGGCAUGCUGAAGCGCAGCCCAAGCGUGCUCAGCAAGGCGCCCUCAGAAAGCCAGGCUUCAGUCCGUGGAAGGAUCAAUGACCCGAAGCACAACACCACGGGCCGCUUCAGCUCCAAGAGCCGGUCACGACCGCGGCUACCCAACGGACUUUCAUCAAGCAGGACCAGUCUGGAAGACGGCAACUCCAUCUGGAGCCCAACGAUGUCUUCGGCGACGUGGAGUCGUUACUCCUUGGGCCGCACUCAGACCUCGGUGUCGAUGGGCUCUUUUGGCUCCAGCAUGCCGGGGGGCGAUUAUCAGCAGUCCAUCGGCUUCGCCAAUGCUCUUAGUCAAGCAAUCAUCCGUGACGACUUCCCGAUGGGAGCCAGUUCGCAGUCUGUCCUUAGCGAUGAGACUGGUGGCGCACAGCUCCUCGAGGACGAGACUCUUGAGCUUUGUGGCGCGCCCUGGAUGAAGGAGGGAAUGGUCACCCACAAGCACCACCUUGACGCCGCGGAUAAGAAGGCCAGGGAGCGCAACUGGACCGAGGUCUUUGCCGUUAUCCAGAAGGGCACCAUGAGCCUGUUCUCGUUUUCGACCAAGUCGGUCCGGCAGAAGAAUCGUAAGGGCAAUAAGCAGGCUGGUGCUGUGGUGGGUGGCGGCAACUGGCAAGACAACGCUACUAGCGUCGGCACCUUCUCACUGCGACAGACGCUGGCUACCGAGCUGCCGUCUCCUGGCUACUCCCCUACACGACCACAUGUGUGGGCUCUAAGUCUGCCCACGGGAGCUGUGCACCUGUUCCAGGUCGGCACGCCCGAGAUCGGCAAGGAGUUUGUCGUGACUGUCAACUACUGGAGUGCACGCAUGAGCACGCACCCUCUGGUGGGCGGCAUCAGCAAUAUCGAAUACGGCUGGAGCGACGCCAUCAUCAACACGGCGCUGAUCACAGACGUGGCCGAGGCCGCGAUGCCCCCACGCCCAGGCAGCGCAGCAGCGGGCAGGAGCAGCAUGCACUCGCGCCAGCACAGCCGGCAGAGCAGCCUGCGGUCAUCCUUUGAUGUUGGCUCGAGCUCCCGCGCCAAGCUGCCGGGCGACAAGGUCACCAUUACCGAGUGGGCGCCGCCGGCACAGUCGAUGCGGCCGAGCGCCAGCGGCGAGGCAGAGCAGCUCGAGACGCUGACGGCCUAUGUCAAGUCGAUAGAGGACGACCUGCAGCGGCACAACCAGCUCCGCUCGCCGAUGCUCUUGACCUUCACCCCGCGCGGCCAUAACUCGGCCAAGGCCAUGGCAAACUGGGAGCGCAAGAGCAGCUACCUGCUCCGCGAGAUUGUCAAGUUCCGGACCUACGUCGACGGGCUGCAGCAGGCCGAGCGGCGGCGCGCCGAGAUCUAUGCCGAGCGCGAGAACGCGCGCCGCGCCGCCCGCGGCGAGGACCUGAGCGACUCUGGGGGCGAGGAGGAGGAGGUCGAGAGCGAGGUUGACGAGUACGACGACGCGCAGGAGGAGCUGGGCAUGCGCUCGGACGAGGGUGAUACCACGAUCAGAGCUGCAUGAUGAGCAUGAGAGUCGGACAGCCGGAAGGAAGAGUGGUGGUGGUCAGAGAGCCACCACCCAACCCCCCAUCGGUGAUACCUGGUCUUCCUGGCUUUGUCUUUCAGUCUCGCCACGGACGACAUACACACUUGACUUUGUAAUUUUUUUUUUCUUCUCUUUUGCUCUCUGUUCCGCCAGGCCCUUAUUCACCGGCCUUUUUGCAUCACCCAGCGCCGUUAUUUGUCCUUUGUCCUUUGUUUUUGCUUUUUCUGCGAACACUUUGCUCUUUAUGGGACAGUUUAAUCAGGGCGGUUACUACUCUUUUAUUAUUAUUAGAACCCUCAUAAGCAUGCCGGAAAUGGGAAACAUGACCAGGAAAGACGUAUGUAUAGGUCGUUUUGUUUGAAAUCUGGAGUUAGGGGUUGGGGGAGGGGAAGGGGUUGUAUACGAUUACAUUAGCGACAUUGAGAAACAAGGAAUUAUUUGCUCGUCCG